This is a messenger RNA of Podospora anserina S mat+, 2304 nucleotides long. RefSeq lists its product as uncharacterized. The record is from RefSeq and is a predicted model, not a curated record. Gene Ontology annotation, biological process: amino acid transmembrane transport. The transcript is spliced from 2 exons. Gene Ontology annotation, molecular function: amino acid transmembrane transporter activity. NCBI's taxonomy places the organism in Eukaryota, Fungi, Ascomycota, Sordariomycetes, Sordariales, Podosporaceae. Bases 1 to 2304 code for a protein of 767 amino acids.
AUGUCAAAUACCGGAAGGGAUUCUCCGGCUCCGGCUCCUAUACCUCAAGUCUCGACUUCACCCGGCUCGUUUCGUGCCAGGUCUUUCGUUGGCUCGAUCCCACGCGCAUCAUCCACUGCUCGACUUGCCUCACCGGCUCGCCCAUACAAUGGCUAUGGCACACCUCCUGCCGCACAAACCUCACCACCACUAGGUGAUAAGGGAGAUUCAGACAGUUUGGCGCCUCUGCCUGGGCCUGGCUCGCACGCUGCUGGCCCAGGUAUCUCGGCGCUGGCUGCGGCAUUGUCCCAGUCGAUAGGCACUUCACCACCGCGUUUCGGCACGCCUCCUGUUCGAGCCCUUUCGCCCGUCCCGAACCGCUCCCUUUCUCCUGCUCCUGGGGCAGCGCCAUUCCCAGCGUCGGGUACUUCGCCAUAUCAUGGCUCCUUUGACGCAAGGCGGAAUUAUUCCGGCGCGUAUGAGGACCCCGAAAUUGUCAAGAGGCACUUGGUUCAGCCAGGCGAUGCUGGGUCCGAUGACGGGUCGAGGAAACUCAGCGAUGGCUCCAAGGGAAAACAGCCGGCAGAAGAUGACUUUGACGACGAGUUUUCCAGUCUGAAACUGCAGGGCGGUGACAUCACUAGGCCAAUAUACAAAUGGACCGAAGAGGUGGAACAACGAAACAAGAUGCAGCGCAGCAAGAGCUUCAGCACACCGCGGCCGGAUCCUGAAAACGAGACGCUUGAUAUCAACACCAUCAAGGUUCCCGGAGGCUUCAGACGCAACUUCCUGAGGCGCGCGGCCGGGGAUGGACCAGUCAACCCGGAUGACACCGAGUACGGCGCAGGACCGAGCGACCGACAGCAGCCGCCGAAACUCUUUACCAACAGCUUCCUCGAGUUUCUCUCUCUCUAUGGCCACUUCGCCGGUGAAGAACUCGAGGAGGAUGACGAGGUGCUCAAACCUGGCGAGUACUUCACGUCGGGCAGCGAAAGUAACCUGUUCGAUGACGAUACAGAGGACGAGCAUGAGCCAAUGGAAGACAGCGCUUUGCUGCCACCAUCCCGGCGGAAGAGAAGGAGAAAGGAGCGAGGUGGAAGCGGGACAAACAGUCCCAUGGGCGCGGCGCUGCUGCUUCUCAAGUCCUUUGUGGGAACUGGUGUUCUAUUCCUGCCUCGUGCCUACCUCAAUGGUGGCAUGCUCUUCAGCAACUUGGUUCUGCUGUUUGUAGCCGCUCUGAGCUACUACUGCUUUGUUUUGCUCGUCAAUACGAGAUUGAGGGUCGAGGGCUCGUUUGGUGAUAUUGGUGGCAUUCUCUACGGCAAAUGGAUGAGGAAUCUCAUCCUCUUCUCGAUCGUUUUGAGCCAGAUCGGCUUCGUUGCUGCUUACAUCGUCUUCACCUCAGAGAACUUGCAGGCAUUCAUCUUGGCUGUGACGGAUUGCAAGACGCACAUUCCGAUCACCUGGCUGAUUGUCAUGCAGAUGGUGAUCUUUUUGCCAUUCUCUCUGCUUCGCGAUAUUGGAAAGCUGGGCUUCACGGCUCUCAUCGCCGACGCCUUCAUCCUCAUCGGUCUGGCCUAUCUGUUUUACUACGACAUUCUGACGCUCAACACCCAAGGUUUGGCAGACAUUGUCAUGUUCAACCAGAAAGACUGGACCCUCUUCAUCGGCACGGCCAUUUUCACCUUUGAGGGCAUUGGUCUUAUCAUUCCCAUCCAGGAAUCCAUGCGCAACCCUACCAAGUUCCCCAAGGUCAUGGGUAUUGUGAUGAUUAUCAUCACCACUCUCUUUGUCGUCAUGGGCGCGGUUUCGUAUGCCGCCUACGGAUCCAAGACUGAGACGGUGGUGUUGCUCAACCUUCCGCAGGACGACAAGAUGGUCAACGGUGUACAGUUCUUGUAUUCAUUGGCUAUUCUGCUUUCGACUCCCCUCCAGAUCUUCCCGGCCAUCAGAAUCACGGAGAAUGCGCUCUUCACCAAGAGCGGCAAGUACAACCCGUAUAUCAAGUGGCAAAAGAACGUGUUCCGCUUCUUCGUGGUGGCGUUCUGCGCUCUGAUCGCCUGGGGAGGAGCCGACAGUCUGGACAAGUUUGUGGCGCUCGUUGGUAACUUUGCCUGCAUCCCGCUGGUGUACAUCUAUCCUCCGAUGUUGCACUACAAGGCAGUGGCCAAGACGGCGUUCCGCAAGUGGUCCGAUAUCCUGCUCUGCAUCUUUGGAUUCGUGGCCAUGGCCUACACCACCAGCUUGACGGUCAUGAGCUGGGCCUCGGGAUCCGAAGGAGGCGGUGCUCCGGGUUACUGUGACUCGAAGGGGCACGCCUUCUGA